Molecule: messenger RNA, 1890 nt
Organism: Trichomonas vaginalis G3
Lineage: Eukaryota; Parabasalia; Trichomonadida; Trichomonadidae
Product: sperm protein CH-like domain-containing protein
Exons: 1
Coding region: 1-1890 (629 amino acids)
Biological process (GO): regulation of cytoskeleton organization
Cellular component (GO): axoneme
Molecular function (GO): microtubule binding
Source: RefSeq, a predicted model, not a curated record
AUGUCGUUUAGUAGAAGUGUAUUAAGAUGGCUACAGACAAUAGAUCUUUCACAAUCAUAUAGUAAUCCAAGAGUUGAUUUCGCAAGUGGAUUUUUAGUAGCAGAAAUCGUUGCAAAAUAUAUUCCAACAGUAUCAAUGCAUUCUUAUUCAAACUUCGUUAGUACUAAAAUGCGCCAAGACAAUUGGAAUCAAUUAGCUGCUGUAUUUCAGAAAAAUAAAAUACCAAUUCAACAAUAUUUAAUUGAUGAAGUAAUUAAAAGGAAACAAGGUUCGGCUGUUACUCUUAUUGAAAUAUUAUAUACACAUUUCACUAAACUUACACCUAGUCAUCCAAAUCUUGGCAAUUUCUCAUCGAAUGAUUCUAAAGAGAAAGGAAAACAAGCGCAAGUUACAACAAUUGCACCACCUACGAUUCCAAAAACACCAGAACCACAACCAGAGAUACCUCCACCAGCACCAAAUCGCCAAAGAUUCAUUGGCUCAACAUCAGUACAAAGAACUGGUGCUGCAUCGGACUUAACACCUAUCUCAUUCGAAUCGGCAUCUGUUAUCAAGUCUGGACCUGGAUUUUUGGAGUUGCGCAAUUCAAAUACUCCAGCAACUGAAGAUUCAGAUCCCAAAGUACUUGAUAAUGCUAUUGAUGAGCUCACAAAAGAGAUCACACCAGAAUCUCUCCAAACAUUCAUUACUUCUCUUUCAGAUCCGAUUCAACUUGCUCAAUUCCUGGAACAUUAUCCACCAGACUUAAUCGUUCACUUCUUAACAGUUGCUGCUCCAAAGACGCCACCAGAAUACGGUUCUUGCCUAAUUGAUUAUCUCAUUGAUCUUUUCAUUCCAACUUUAACACCGGAAGCUCUUCCAAUUGGAGACCUUGCCGAUUUCAUUUUCUCAGUUCCAAGCCAAGAUCCAUUCACUCAUCACAUUUUGCUUUACCAUGUUCUUGAACAUGCACCGGAAGAUUCAAGAGCCACAAUUUUAAGUGCAUUUUUGACAAGAGAAACUGAAUUAUCUAAACCUCUUGCAGAAUUCUAUGCCCAGAAGAUCGAAGGGUAUUCAAAGAACGAUCCACAAUGCUUAUUACCACAAGCUCUUACUAAACUCAUUAAUUUUGAUAGACAAGCAGGUAUUCCUUUGAUUCCUUUGUUCCCUCCAACGGGAGAUCAAGAUAAAGAUGUACAACUCGUUGGAUUAUACACUAAAGCAACUGAAGAAGCUUUACCACAAAUCAAAGAGAUCAUUACAGGUGCAAAUAGAUCUGUUGCUGCUUUAGUUUUGUCAACAAUUGCAAAGGAUAAAUCUUUGACAACAGAACAAAUGGCAUCUUUAUUAUUGUUACUUCCUGAUCCAAUGGAAUUAUUAAGUACUCCUUAUAGUAUAGAAAGUUUUGGACAAACAUAUAAUGUUGAUCCUUUGAUACAAUCAAUUUCUACAGUUGAUAUUGCUGAAUCUAUGGCGAACCAGAUUAAUCAAUCUCAACCUGAUAGAAUUGACAAAGAGAUCUUCUUGUUGUCCGCUUUAAUGACUGAUAUUAGACAAGAUGAUGCGGAAAGAUGGACGAAAGUUUUUAAUAAUUUACAUGAAUAUCUUUAUUUGGCUUUUUGCGAUGAAAAUGUUUGCAAAGAAGUUUCUAAUGUUUGCUUGGCUUUCUAUAAGAUGAUACAAGGUGAAGUAUUUAGUACUUUCUCUGUAUUGUUUAAAGCUUUGAAUUAUGUAUUCCCAUCAAAUUGUCCAGCAAUUUGCAAACAAGUUUCCGCAGAAUUUUUAUCGAAAGCAGCUGAGAUUAAUCCUAAUUUCUCACAGGCAAUAUUGAAAUUAUUGAUGAACUUCCCACCAAAGACAAAUCCUGAUUUAGACAGGCUUAUUGCUGCGCUCAAGAAAGUAAGAAAAUAA